AUGGCAGCAAAGGCAGAAAAGAAGCCCGCCGAGAAAAAGCCAACAGAGGAGAAGAAGACAGCGGUAGCCGGGAAGGCCCUGGCGGAGAAGAAGCCCAAGGCUGGGAAGAAGGUCCUAAAUAAGGACGGCGGCGAGAAGAAGAAGAAGAAGACGAAGAAGAGUGUGGAGACGUACAAGAUCUACAUCUUCAAGGUCCUGAUGACAAAGAGAUUUGUGGGAAAACUUGUUCAUCCAUCAAUGAUUAGAGAGGGCAUUAUAUAG
Molecule: messenger RNA, 261 nt
Organism: Striga hermonthica
Lineage: Eukaryota; Viridiplantae; Streptophyta; Magnoliopsida; Lamiales; Orobanchaceae
Source: the annotation of a GenBank genome assembly